This is a messenger RNA of Mangifera indica (mango), 1269 nucleotides long. Its product is annotated as protein XRI1-like. Bases 127 to 1059 code for a protein of 310 amino acids. Gene Ontology annotation, biological process: female meiotic nuclear division; male meiotic nuclear division. The record is from RefSeq and is a predicted model, not a curated record. The transcript has 9 exons. Lineage: Eukaryota; Viridiplantae; Streptophyta; Magnoliopsida; Sapindales; Anacardiaceae.
AAGUAAAUUACACAACACAUUAUUUUUCUCCUUCGUUCGUCAUAGUGCCGUUGGGCGUCGCUCGGUCAGUGAGUGCUUAUUUAGUAGUGACACAAAAAAGCAGAGUGAGCAAAACCCUAGAACUCUAUGAGAAUGUCAACAACUAGAGGUCCUGAUUGUGGAUCAAAUGAGAUUCUUGAGCCUUGGAAUUGGCAGAGAGAUGAAAAUUGUCAUCAAAUGGGUUCAAAUUUUGACAUGUGGGAUUGCCAAUGGAAUGAACUGACUUUGAAUGCAGAGGAUCUUUCCUACAUGCUUGAUGAUGUAACCACCCCUGUUAAGGAAUGUGGGGAUUUGGCUUAUUAUGCUACUUAUAGUGGCAACGUAAACAAGGAACAAAUAGAACAAAGGGAGAAUUCUUCUCGAUUAAAGAGGCGAAGGGUGCUGCAAUUUGAUGAUGAAGUAGCAAAGUCAUCAUUAUUCAGCAGCGAGAUGCCAUCUGCAUUUCUAGCACCAAAUGAGAGGGAGAACCGAAUUGAUGAGGUUUUGCCUGAAGUGUCACCUUGGGUUUCUGGGUUUGCAGCAGAUGUGCCUGACUCUAGUUUAGAGGGCCUUGAUCAAUCAUUUGAAAGAUGGCUUGCCCAAUGCCUAAAUGAUUCUGAGAUGAAUUUUAGCCCUGAUGAUAUGAACUUCUCCAUGGCAUCUGAUGGACAAAUUGAUAUCACAGAUUUCAGCAAUCCACCACCUGCAUGCGAUGCUAACGUGGUUCAGCCACAUGUACCUAGAACUCCACAAAGAAAUAUUAUUUUUAAAGGUAGAAAGUCUAUCAUAAGAGCUCCAACUAAACUAGCAUCUUCAGUUGCCUAUCCGUUUGCCUUUGUAAAACCAUGUGGUGUUCAAGGAGAUGUUACUCUGAAAGACAUAAACCAGUGGAUCCACACUCCGUCAAAAUUGAAGCAAGAUAUUGAAAAUCCUGCAGCCUACCCCACUUCAGCGUUUUCUGGGAAGCCUGUUGUCGGAAAAACUAAAAUUCGCACUGAAGGAGGAAAAGGCAGCAUCACAAUUAUGAGAACCAAAGGCUGAAUAGAAAAAGUAUAAUUUUAGAUUCACCUUUUUGUGGCCCUUUCUUGUGGCCCCGUAAUAUUCUUGGUGAGGGGUCUAUCUCUGUAUUGCUAUUUUAGGGCUGUCAAAUGUCUCCUUUAUGUGACCUUGAUUUCAGGCUAAAAUGUAAGUUUGAUGUCUAUAUUCGAGCUUCGGGUAAUUCUAAGAAUGCACACAUCCAAUUUCUGUUAA